Molecule: messenger RNA, 1409 nt
Organism: Thalassophryne amazonica
Lineage: Eukaryota; Metazoa; Chordata; Actinopteri; Batrachoidiformes; Batrachoididae
Gene: gfral
Product: GDNF family receptor alpha like
Exons: 7
Coding region: 107-1243 (378 amino acids)
Biological process (GO): nervous system development
Cellular component (GO): external side of plasma membrane; signaling receptor complex
Molecular function (GO): signaling receptor activity
Source: RefSeq, a predicted model, not a curated record
GACUGUGGAGGGCGUGAUCACACUCAGAUAGCGACAUCAAAAGGGAAGGUUACAUCAGAGGCAGCAGACCUUUAGAUUUGCCACGAGCAGCCUGUCGACAGCUAUCAUGCAAGCAAAACAUCUGGAUGCUGUUGUCAUACUUGGAAUUGUUUUUUCGCAGAUAUCAGAUAUGCAGAUUUCAUCGGAACCUUCGGGCUGUUUGGCUGUUUUGGUUGCCUGUGUGUCAGAUUUAUGCAGGAGUGAGGAGGCGUUUUACAGUGGCACCUGUGGGGUGAACGACAGAGCAUGCCGACUAAAGGGCUCUACGGUGUGUAACAUGACCAUCCAGGCUGUACUGAACCAAUAUCCUUCACUGCACGGUUGUGUGUGCACAUGGGAGGAGGAGCUUUGUGACUCUUUACAAGCACUGGCGACACAAUGCCUCCAAAAGACAGGUCAACAGAAGACGGGUGCAGCGAUGGACUGGAAAUCUAGCAGCCUAACAGGAUAUGCUUAUGAUGGUGCAGGAUCCUGCCUGGAGCAAACACAAGUUUGCAUCGGUGAUGUUGUUUGCAACAGACACCUCGCAGUUGUUCUGCAGGCAUGUACACCAGAGCUGUGCGACUCCAGACGCUGUCAGCAUGCCACACAGAUGUUCUACGGCAGCAUGCCACACAACGUCGCAGAGAUGCUGCUCAUGUGCGACUGUGACACUUUAGACAAUAACUGCAUGCAAGCGAAGAGUGUUCUGCACGGUGGCACAUGCGGGGAAAAAACUACAUUCUGUCAGGAAACUGUGAACCGGUGUGUGGGGGACUCCUACUGCAGAAACCUGUUAAAAACUUUCCGAGCCAAAUGCUGGGCACCUGAAGAUGUACAAUGUGAUGACAGUGACCUCGAAUAUCAUGCGUGUCUCACCCAAAUGGAUCCAGCUGGCCUGCUCAGUCAUGAUUACGACUGCAAAAUGUCCUUCUUGGCUGCUGUGGGCACUGCGCUUCUCCAGCCUUGCACUUGUAAAGGCUUGCACAGUAAUGAUCUGAGGAAAUGUAACAUGCUUUACGAUGUCCUGCACAACAGAUCACACUUUAGGACACUGUGGAAAAACAGUAGUGGUCCAUCUAUACCUCAUACAACCAACAAAUCUGAGCAAACUCACAGCUGGCUAACUGGUAAUUAUCCAUUUGAUUCCUGCACUGUGCAAUUAUUAAUUAGUAUGAGCAAAUAUGUUAUGAGAUGGGGCUGGCAAAGCAUGGUUACUGUGUAAUAGUGUAUACUCAUGUCUUGAGGUUUUACUGUAGUUCAGAUUCAAAUUCCUCAAAAAGUGUAGAUGUUAUUUAGUGUAUUUGUUCAUUAAAAUUAGACAAAUAUUAUAUAGGAACUUAUAUAUAUAGAGUGAGUGAGCAUCUUUUUAGCAACACAAAAUAUAUGUU